AUGACGAGAAGCCGGAUCGUCCCUGCUGAGAGCUACAGAGCUGGCAGGGCCAUCUCGACCACUGCCAGCCAUCGCCAAGGUGAUGCAGCGCCAACACCACUAGCUUCGCGUCUCGCUCUUGGAAAUUUGUCGCCGCUGCAGCCAAAGAAGGCGAGGAAAAGAUUGGGAAGAGGAGACAGUUCUGGAAGAGGAGGAACGUCGACGAGAGGACACAAGGGUCAGAAAGCCAGAGCUGGGAAUGGAAGACCGGUCCCGGGUUUUGAGGGAGGGCAGAUGCCGCUUCACAGGGUGUUGCCCAAGAGGGGCUUUGUGAACACGCACAAGCAAGAGUUCACAACGCUCAAUGUAGACAGGCUACAGAGCUGGAUAGAUCAGGGAAGGAUUGACGCUUCUCAACCCAUUACAGCUCGCGAACUGUACGCGAGCGGCUGCGUGACAGGGCGCCUGCGCGAUGGCAUCAAGCUUUUGGGCAACGGAGCAGACUUUGUCUCCACCCCGGUCAACAUCGUCAUUUCCAAGGCGACACCUACAGCAAUUGCUGCAAUCGAAAAGGCUGGAGGAUCGAUCAUGACGCGAUACUACACUCAGCGGACUUUGCAAAGUUUGAUUCAUUCCGAGCGAUAUGCGGACCGGCCUCCUCCUGCGCAUGCCCGUCCGACGCACAAGGAUGACCUCCUCUACUACUCAGACCCGAAGAACAGAGGCUUCCUUUCUUUCCUAACCCCGCCCGAGGUGGUUCCCCGCUAUGAUGCGGAUGGCAUUCUGGUCGCCGUACCGGACGCUUUUGCCAGAAAGGUGGCUACUGGAAGCACUGGCUCGACCGAAGCCGCUUCGGAUAGAGAGUCCCUCGAGACUAGAGAUGCGAUGAGCGCAUUGGCGAAAGAGGGGGUUCACAAGGUGGCGCAGACGGAGGCUUAG
Molecule: messenger RNA, 918 nt
Organism: Ceraceosorus guamensis
Lineage: Eukaryota; Fungi; Basidiomycota; Exobasidiomycetes; Ceraceosorales; Ceraceosoraceae
Product: ribosomal protein L15
Exons: 5
Coding region: 1-918 (305 amino acids)
Biological process (GO): translation
Cellular component (GO): mitochondrial large ribosomal subunit
Molecular function (GO): structural constituent of ribosome
Source: RefSeq, a predicted model, not a curated record